Photinus pyralis (common eastern firefly) is the source of this 1261-nucleotide messenger RNA. RefSeq lists its product as uncharacterized. Lineage: Eukaryota; Metazoa; Arthropoda; Insecta; Coleoptera; Lampyridae. The coding region runs from base 516 to 1220 and encodes 234 amino acids. The transcript has 5 exons. The record is from RefSeq and is a predicted model, not a curated record.
GAUCGAUCAGACCCCUCAGGCCGUGCAGAUCUUUCAUAUUCUGGAUAUCCCUCAGACUCUUCAGAUCUUUAAGCUUCUCGACAUUUUUGAAAUCUUCGAGAUCCUAAGAUCAUUUACCCUUCUAAUUCUUCACAUCUUUAAAAAUUGAUGCGAUCUGUCAACUCCCUCAGAGAUAGAUCAUAAUGUGGUUCACCUAUCUCGAAUUGGAUUCCUUUAACCCUGAUGGUCGUUUUUAACCUUGUUCAUCUUUCAAAUGGCACAGGUCUUCGGAACGUACGAGAGAAUAGAAAAAAAAUUGCCGGUGAGGGAUACGAAGGACAUUCACUGCGUGUAAAUUGCUGUUUAUCAUAUACUCGUAAUUAACAAAAACUUAAUUUCGAAUUAAUGACGGAAUUGAACCAAUUUUUUACGACCGAACAAGACCUCCAAUUAUGUAAAUUUUAAGAACAAAAACUUGUUGUUCACGUUCGAAGUAUUCCUACAAGAGUAAGUAAAUCAGAAUCGAGAGAGCAGCGAUGAAGGUGAUAGCGAUUAUUGUUGCACUUUCCGCCGUGGCGCUAUCAAAAAAGUUGCCGGAUAACUUCCAAAUAUGUACUCACUCGGAUCCCAAAAUUAACGAGUGCCUGAAGAGCGCAAUACAAAGUGCCCUAGUCCAAUUGCGCGGUGGAAUAGCCGAAAUCGACGCGGUUCCCAUUGACCCGAUGUUCAUACCGAAUAUCUCGGUUAAUAGAAGUCAACUUGCGAUUGGUAUGGCCAACCUGCGCAUCUUUAACAUGACCAAUUCCGUCAUUGAGUCAGUCAAGGCUUCCAUAACCAAUAAAAGAUUUCGUGCUUUGCUGGUCAUAAAGUCGGCAGAAGUAAAAGUGACAAUGGAUUUUUCACUCGUGGGGAAGCUGCUGUUCCUCAAUCUUAACAGUGGCGGAAAGGGAGAGAUGCUGAUGAAAAACGCGGUAAUAGGAAUAAGCUUGAACGGUGGACUGACGAAUGACCGCCAACAUUACAUGCUCAACACUUUCGCAUUCAAACUUAAUCCAGAAUCGAUGACGUUCUACUUGGAUGGAUUAUUCGGUGGGCAGAAGGCAAUCAACGACGAGGUCCUGAAAGUGCUCAAUGAAAAUUGGAACGUCCUCUUCAAGGAAAUUCAAUUGGAUUUGGAAGAUACGCUGUCAAACAUUUUUAUGGAUUACUCAAACAACAUCUUUAAAUAUGUACCAGUAUGAUACGUACUUGAAUAAACCAUUCUCGGUUUUUUAUGAAUUCA